Messenger RNA from Histoplasma mississippiense, 459 nucleotides. RefSeq lists its product with no specific name. The transcript is spliced from 2 exons. Lineage: Eukaryota; Fungi; Ascomycota; Eurotiomycetes; Onygenales; Ajellomycetaceae. The record is from RefSeq and is a predicted model, not a curated record. The coding region runs from base 1 to 459 and encodes 152 amino acids.
AUGGCUGAGCUUUCGGACCACGAUUGCGAUAUCAUCGCAAAACAUCCUCUAAGCGACUCACUCUACCGAUUACAAGGUCUACUUCAAGAAGCAGAACAAAAAUAUAGUGACACCACUGACCCUCGGGACGAAAUUUGCCAACAGGCAAUAUCGAAGCUCCUUACCACCCUGAUGGGAGAGAGAGCCGCGUUCAAACUUGGCUCACGAACUGGCGAUGAAAACCUUGCGUCCGAUCUCGCCAGUAUAUUCAGGCGCCUCCAACAAGGCCACCUCCACCUCACCUACGACCACUGCCGAGCGUUGGCGCGGCUCGUCAUAUACUCUGUUCUGAUUAACUUAGAAAAUAUGACCAAGGCUCCUGCGGAUUCACACAAGCGGAGUCGAAUGGUGCUAUUUGCCGGCUCUCGGUCAGCUCUCUUAGACAUCAUCUAUCAAGUUAUUAAAAAGCUACAGGCCUAA